AUGUACAACCUGGAUUUCCUAUUACAGCCUCAUCCCUCUGAGCUUAGUUAUACGUAUUCAGAACCUCCGCAGCCUCAGAGAGCGUCAUCGCAAAAUGACGACCAUGAUGCUCCUGCCAACAGCUUUCCUAAAGACGGGGUCUACAACUUCCCUGAUAGUCUUUCGGAAAAUUAUCUGCGUGACUACAGUGAGGCGGUGCCCGCUUCAAGGGAAGAUGCCGGAAAGACAGGGAGCCCUGUAAUCAAUUCCAGUAAGGGCGCUGUUGCGGACUAUAAACCUGCCAUGUGUGACUAUCCCGCGUUAGAAACUUCAGCUUCGCGAGGUAAUAAAAAGCAUCCUUCUGCGGCACUUUCCACCGCCUCUAGCAGAAUCAAUCGAUCUGGCGUAUAUGACACAGCCCAUCCAUACUUUUCUCAGUUGGAUCAGGAUAAUCAGAGCAACUUUGGCUAUGGCCUGGAUGCCCUUCUUAAUGGUGUUGAGUUGGGGUUUGGGCCACAGCCGUCAUACCCAGUGGCAUCACCGAGCUCUCUGCCGGGUGCGGCACACAAAUCGCAAGAUGCCGAUUAUGACCUUGAAGAAGUCCAUAACGAAAAGAUACCGGCGGAGGUGUAUUUCCCACGUUCUGCAGCCCCUGUUUCAGCACUAAGUGGCCUCCACAAGAAAAUUAGUUCUGCUUCUAGCGUUUCUGUAAAUGGGCAAACAAAAUCGAAUGAAACUUUCACCGGAGAAAAAGUUAUAUAUUGCGCAGAAUAUCCUUCAUUGGCGGUGCCGUUAUUAAGGGAGUCCUUGGGUGGAGAAGCGCGAGGAUAUAUGCAGGACGCGGGGUUGUUUCGUAAUCAGUUCUUUGGGGAGAAUGAAAAGAGCGGUAGUGGGUCAAACGUGCCCUCCGCCCCCCUUGAUAGCAGAAAAGUACAUGCAGCAGAACUGGAGGCAUUGAUGACUGUGCCUCCAUCGUCCGGCGCCGCUUCUUCCGUUUCAGCGGUUUCAAAUGGACGUGGCAAAACGGGCCUUGUUUUUUCAGCGAAGGGCAACAGAGCAACGAGGCGAUAUCGUCCAAGUGUUGAAGGCACGCAAGACGCUUUUGAAAAACGAAGGAGUUCGGAUAUGGAGUACCCUGCUUUUGAUGCCCACUCGUUUCGUGAAUCCUUUUAUUGGCCGAAUAGCUCUCACCAGGCUCUACACGCUCUGCCCCCGGCGGUGGAAAGGGGGAAAAAAAACCUAGGCCCACCCGUGGCUCAGAGAAGCCUCUAA
Messenger RNA from Trypanosoma conorhini, 1251 nucleotides. RefSeq lists its product as uncharacterized. The record is from RefSeq and is a predicted model, not a curated record. The transcript has a single exon. Bases 1 to 1251 code for a protein of 416 amino acids. NCBI's taxonomy places the organism in Eukaryota, Euglenozoa, Kinetoplastea, Trypanosomatida, Trypanosomatidae.